CUUCCAUCCCUCCCUAGGGACUCAGCACCGUCAGCAACUCCCCCCCCCCCCCCUCCACGCACACAUUCCAGCGGCCCCUGGCAUCAAAAAGCAAAUUGCACCGACGAGCCAAUGGGCCGCUGCUGGGGAAGGAAGGGACGCUUACCACAAAAAAAAAAGAUGGUAGUUUUACAGAUCCCAGCGAUUAUCAGAAUUGCUGAUGCUAUAGGCUUUCCUAUUCCUAUUUUUCUCCUUUUAUUCCUGUUUUUCUUUACAUUAUCACUUGUAUUGUUAUCACCAUGGUUUUUUCUAUCGUUCUUCCUACUUAUAUUCCUAUUCCUGCUCUUGCAGUCUCGCAGCCUUUCUGUUGAUUAGGUGGGACUGCCAUCUUUUUUUUGGUGGGCGUGGGGGGCCCAAUGGCCGCCGCUGGGGAAGGAAGGGCCUCCCUGUGGCUAGCACGAUCCCACAAGGGCCCCACUCGGCCAGCCUGAAGGGCAGCAGCUGAAGGCGGGCGCAUUAUUAAGGAAGACUGAACCCAACCAUUCCGACCGACGCCCCUUGCCUGUCCCGCCCUGCCUAUCUGACCUCAAAUACCGCCUCCCUCUGCUCACCCCAGUCUUAGUCCGUUGAUCGGAGCAGCACUCUACUGCACUGCUUGCGCCUCCCACAUAAAGGCCUCGUCUACCUUUGCCGCCGCCCGUCCGCCCGUCCGCCCGCCCAACACAAAACAAGCCCAAAAAAGAAAACACCACUGCCUCGGCGCGCGCCCCUGGCCGAACCCCCCACCGCAUCAUCAUCGAGUCCGGACUCUUCUGGGGCAGGACGGAAUCACCACUGCCUGUAGCAACCGCGCGGGGCAGAGCCGGCUGUUCAAGAUGAAGCGGCGACCGAUCGACGAGCUGGUCUACGAAGCGCUGUUCCCGCGACCCAAGCAGAGCGACCCGCAUAACUUCCAGGCCUUUCUGACCAGGCACCUCAUCGCUGAGGUCCGUCACGAGGUGCACGCCUUCUACGGCCACAUCGACGAUGACGAGUCAAAAUACCCUGGCCUCGACUACUGCCAUCCCACGCACCGCAUACGGUUAAGCCGCUGGCAGUGGCACCGCCGCCUCUUCCGCGCCUUUGACAUGCUGCGCCUGACCAACGAAGAGAUCUACGGCCUCACGAAAUGGGAAGGCACCAAAUGGGCCAAGGAGCGGUACGAGAAGGAAUCGGGCGUCACCAUCCGCGACACCACGGCCGAUGGCUUUUCGGAUUGGAUCCCGCCUGAGCGCCGCGCCGCGCAGUCGGAGCCCGAGGUUGAGGAGGACGACGAGGACGACGCAAGCAGCGUGCGGACUCGGAUACAGACCACAGGCACCGCCGCCGCAGACGACGAGCUCCCCGACGCGGACGAUAGUGAAGACGAGGUCCAGGGCAGUGUGGGCGUGGAGCUAAACGAGCGCCUGCGCCAGCGGGUUGCUGCACACAAUGCCGGCGACACGUCGCAGCCGCUCGACGAGGAGUGGGAGCAGUGGCUCAAAAACGCCAUCGAGACAGGCGAGUUCCACCUCGUCGCCGAGCAGAUCACGAGACUGGCUAGGCACCCCAACCCCGUGCCCAUCCCACACGACGACCUCUCCCGGGCCCGCGUCAUGGGUGCCGCCCGGGCCGGUCGCUGGCACGAAGUUCCUGACUUUCUGCACGAUAUGAUUGGGCGAAGCCUCAACGAGGAGCGCGCCGCGGCACGCCAGGCUCCAGUUCCAGCAGCAACACCUAGUGAUGACUUGAGCAGCGGCAGCGGCAGCAGCAGCGGCUCCAGCAGUAGCGCCGCCAGCCCGCUGGCUGCUCCGACGUCAGCAGCAACCUCGACGUCGUCCAUGUCCUCCAGCACUUCCUGGCGGCGGAACUACUCGGAGCUGCGGCUACCCGACGGGAGCGGUCUCUCCAGGUCUGGCUUCCGGGCACAGCCAACAGGGCAAACUCCAGGCGCUUAGUUCGGCGGGCAGGAGUAUACAUGAGCUGUUAUUUUUUGCCAUGCGGCGAGUCGCGGCGGCACGAGAAUAGAAUCCGUGCCGUACUACACCAGCGUUCUUCGCGAUGCACGCCCCACACAAACACCCCCCCAACCAACAAACCUUUGACUCCGACGCAGCGUUUCCUCCAUCAUCUACACUAUUUUUUUUUUUGGUUACUGCGCGAUGCGUCACCUUGCUCUACUUGCUCCGCAGAUCGCUCUUACAAGAAAACAGUAAGGAAAAAAAUAAACUAUACCCCAUCUCGUACCCAGGUGUUACUCUGCUUGGGGCUUUUCUAUCUUUUCCCCGUUAAAUAAUAGCUCACAACUGGACGCGACAAGCAUUCGUCUAUUCCCCUGACAUGGAUCUUUGGCCCACGCAAAGGCGCGGGUUUGCACUUUAGAAGAAACUCCAGUUCUACGGUAUCCAUACCUCAGGACCGGGCAGGGUGGGUGGUGUAGAGAGGGCGGAGAAUCUUGACAGGCUCCUUUUUCUUUUAGGCUCUAGCGUGCGUCUUCUCCCUAAUCCGCGUGGUUCUCUUUUGCUCUUGGAGAAGCCCUCUUGCUUUUUUUCUGCUUUUCUGCAUGGCAUUGCUAUUUUCUUGGAUGGUUAUACCGGGUGGCGCGGAGGAUUUAUUCCUUAUCAUUCCUUGUCUUCGUACCAAGUGAUACCUAUACCUGUAUGCAGCGCUGAGAAUGUU
Messenger RNA from Gaeumannomyces tritici R3-111a-1, 2676 nucleotides. RefSeq lists its product as hypothetical. The coding region runs from base 855 to 1955 and encodes 366 amino acids. Lineage: Eukaryota; Fungi; Ascomycota; Sordariomycetes; Magnaporthales; Magnaporthaceae. The transcript has a single exon. The record is from RefSeq and is a predicted model, not a curated record.